AUGAGCAAACCUCAGCCUUUGGAGGAGGAGGCAUAUGAUAUGUCGGGUGCCCGCCUGGCCCUGACACUAUGUGUCACCAAAGCCCGGGAAGGUUGUGAAGAAGACCUGGCCGCUCUGGAACGCAUGUUCCGGCAGCUUGGAUUUGAGAGUACCAUGAAGAGAGAUCCCACUGCCCAGCAAUUCCAGGAAGAAUUGAAUAAAUUCCAGCAGGCCAUGGAUGCCCGGACAGACCCUGUCAGCUGUGGCUUCGUUGUGCUCAUGGCACAUGGAUUAGAAGGCGAACUCAAGGGGGAGGAUGGUCAGAUGGUCAAGCUGGAUGACCUUUUUGAGGUCCUGAACAACAAGAACUGCCAGGCGCUGAGAGCGAAACCCAAGGUGUACAUUGUGCAGGCCUGUCGAGGAGAACAAAGGGACCUCGGAGAAAUAGUAGAUGGAGGUGAGAUCAGGAUGAUUGCAGAAGACAGCCCGCAAACCAUCCCAACAUACACGGAUGCGCUACAUGUCUACUCCACUGUAGAGGGGUACAUUUCCUAUAGACAUGACGAGAAUGGAUCCUGCUUCAUCCAGACCCUGGUCGAUGUGUUUACUGAGAGGGUAGGGCCCAUCUUGGAGCUACUAACAGAGGUGACACGGCGUAUGGCAGAAGCAGAGCUGUUUCAAGAAGGGAAAGCGAGGAAAGUGAAUCCUGAAAUCCUGAGUACCCUUCGGAAACGGCUCUACCUGCAGUAG
Molecule: messenger RNA, 729 nt
Organism: Orycteropus afer afer
Lineage: Eukaryota; Metazoa; Chordata; Mammalia; Tubulidentata; Orycteropodidae
Gene: CASP14
Product: caspase 14
Exons: 6
Coding region: 1-729 (242 amino acids)
Biological process (GO): proteolysis
Cellular component (GO): cytoplasm
Source: RefSeq, a predicted model, not a curated record